CCUUUGAGCAGGAACUAAACAUAGGGAUAUAGUGGCGGUCUGAAAAUACACAGGGAACGCUGCUCUACAAAAAAUAAAAAAAAUAAAGACAAUAAAAGGAAGAUUCUCGUUUAUGAUCUGCAAGAUGGCAGCGGCGACGUGGUCUCUAAAGAUAUCGAAAUCCCAGCAGUUAUUGCUGUGCAGGUAUAGAUUAGGAUCAGCGAUCUACAGCAGCAGAGGUUGUGCCAGUGAGAGCAAGAAGGGCUGGCUCCAGUCUCUGUUUGUGCACAAGGUGGACCCCAGAAAAGAUGCCCACUCCAACCUGCUGUCAAAGAAAGAGAGCAGCAACCUCUACAAGAUACAGUUUCAUAACGUGAAGCCAGAGUGCCUGCAAGAAUACAACAGCUUAUCGGCGGAGGUUCAGAGCAGGCUGCACAGUGACCAGGACUAUCCCUGUGAGAUUGUGGGCAGCUGGAACACCUGGUAUGGGGAACAAGACCAGGCCGUGCACCUGUGGCGAUACUCUGGGGGUUACCCAGCCUUGACCAAGUCUUUAAACAUGCUUCGGGACAAUAAGGAGUACACAGAGUUUCGGAAGGAGAGGAGUAAGAUGCUGAUCUCACGCAGAAACCAGCUGCUCCUGGAGUUCAGUUUCUGGAACGAGCCUCUGCCCAGGGCGGGUCCCAAUAUCUACGAGCUCCGCACCUACAGACUGAAGCCAGGCACCAUGAUUGAGUGGGGGAACAACUGGGCUCGGGCGAUCCAGCAUCGGCAGGAGAACGAGGAGGCGGUGGGCGGUUUCUUUACCCAGAUAGGAGAUCUCUACCUGGUUCAUCAUCUCUGGGCUUACAAAGAUUUGCAGUCUAGAGCAGAGACAAGAAAUUCUGCUUGGCUGAAAGCCGGCUGGGAUGAAAAUGUGUACUACACAGUGCCCCUGAUUCGGAGCAUGGAAUCUAGAAUCAUGAUCCCUCUGAAGAACUCCCCUCUGCAGUAACAACAGCAAACCCCGCCCCCAGACCGGCUCCACACAUUCCACUGUGUCAUUGUAAUCAAACACAAACCCCGCCCCCAGACCGGCUCCACACAUUCCACUGUGUCAUUGUAAUCAAACACAAACCCCGCCCCCAGACCGGCUCCACACAUUCCACUGUGUCAUUGUAAUCAAACACAAACCCCGCCCCCAACCCGGCUCCACACAUUCCACUGUGUCAUUGUAAUCAAACACAAACCCCGCCCCCAGACCGGCUCCACACAUUCCACUGUGUCAUUCUAAUCAAACGCAACUGUUUGGUUUUUCAAGUUCACUUACAACUACCACAUGGGUGUAUGUUUUAAAGACUUGGUGAAAUGCCACAGGUAGCUGCUCAUCUCAGAUUCUCUGUUGGCUCAGAUAAAACAGAUUGUCUGCACUAGAAGACUGGCUGUAUCUCCUCUACGCUCCCCUGCCUCCAGUGCCCACUCCUUCUCCACCCUCAUCCUGCAGUGGUGGAAUGACCUUCCUACAGAUGUCAGGACUGCCCAGUCCCUGACCACAUUCUGGCGCCUCCUCAAGACUCACCUCUUCAGACAGCAUCUGUAGAACUCCUCUUUUCCCUCUGGACACUUUAUCACUCUUCCUUAAUGUGCUUUACUUGCUGUAAAGUGCUUUAAGCACUUUAAUGUGCUUUAAUGUGCUUUAUCUGCUCCCUAUUUUACUGCAUUUAAUCCUGUACUUUACAGAGUACUGUACUGUAAUCUGCCACAAGUGUUAUUCAAUCUGUAGUAUUUUGCAUUUAAUCAUAUCCUGAUUUAACUAACACUGACACUGUUAUCUGCUCCGAUAUUGAAUCGUAUUUUGUCAUAUACUUGUACUUACUAGAACUGAAGUCAUUGUAUUUUAUCUUGCUCUUAAUUGUAUUAAUACUUGUACUGUGAUUCUUGAAAUGUAUUUUUUGUUUAUGACUAUAAGUCGCCCUGGGUAAGGGCAUCUGCUAAGAAAUAAAUAAUAAUAAUAAUAAUAAUAAUAAUAAUAAUAAUAAUAAUAAUAAUAAUAAUAAUAAUAAUAAUAUCACUUGUGUGAAAGGCUGUAAUUUACUCUGGGCUUUGCCUCUUGUAGAUUUUAUGUAAACUUUCCAUACUGUUGGAGUAAAAACACCAAUCACA
Acipenser ruthenus (sterlet) is the source of this 2121-nucleotide messenger RNA. RefSeq names its product protein NipSnap homolog 1-like. Gene Ontology annotation, cellular component: mitochondrion. The record is from RefSeq and is a predicted model, not a curated record. NCBI's taxonomy places the organism in Eukaryota, Metazoa, Chordata, Actinopteri, Acipenseriformes, Acipenseridae. The transcript is spliced from 10 exons. Bases 113 to 973 code for a protein of 286 amino acids.